CCUGACUGACCUUUAGUUGUAGUUGAACAGUCAAGAAAUGGAGGCAGUACAGCAUGUUCUGGGUUUAGACUGGCUCGACACCAGGGCUAUUUUAAUUUUCCUUUUUGUUUUUCUUCUGCUGAGCGACGUUUUGAAGAACUGGAAACCAAAAAACUUUCCUCCUGGACCACUGGCUCUUCCUUUCAUUGGAGAUCUUCACCGCAUCAAACCUGCAAGACUUCACCUGCAGUUCUCAGAGCUUGCAGAGAAGUAUGGAAAUGUUUUCAGCCUUCACAUCUUUGGGGGCAGAGCUGUGAUCAUUGAUGGCUACACACACGUGAAAGAGGCGCUGGUCCAAAAGGGAGAAGACUUUAUGGAUCGCCCCACCAUUCCACUGUUUUCUGAGGUUUUUGAGAAUAAAGGUCUUGUGAUGUCAAAUGGAAAUCCAUGGAAAGUACAGAGGAGGUUCGCUCUUCAUACGUUGAGAAACUUUGGUCUGGGAAAGAAGACAAUGGAGCGAUACAUCCAGCAGGAGUGCCAGUAUCUCACUGAGGCUUUCUCAGAACAGCAAGAUAAGACGUUCAGUGGCCAGGCGCUGAUCAACAACGCCGUUUCCAACAUCAUCUGCUGUUUGGUCUUUGGGAGUCGAUUUGAAUACAACGACAAGCAGUACCAGACUAUCCUUAAGUACUUCAACGAUAUAAUCCUCCUACAGGGAGGUUUGUCUGUUCAGAUUUUCAACUCAAUGCCCGGGUUGAUGAGGUGGCUGCCUGGACCACACAAAAAAUUAUUCACGCUUUUACUGAAGCUGAUUGACUUUAUAGACAUUCAGAUCAAGGAACACAGAGAGAACCUCGACCCGUCGUCUCCAAGAGACUACAUCGACGCCUUCCUCAUAGAGAUGGGAGAGAAAGAGGACAAAGAUUCUGGUUUUGAUCUCGUCAACUUGAGCUCUUGCGUUCUGGAUCUGUUCGGUGCCGGAACUGAAACUACCACCACCACGUUACACUGGGGGCUGCUGUACAUGAUCUACUACCCUGAGAUUCAAGAGCGGGUCCAGGCUGAGAUAGACGUCGUGAUCGGCCCAUCCAGGCAACCCGCUCUGUCCGACAGAGAGAACAUGCCCUACACUGACGCCGUCAUCCACGAGAUACAGAGGAUGGGAAACAUCGUCCCGCUGAAUCUAGCACGACUUGCAAACAAAGACACCACUUUGGAUAAAUACUUUAUCCCAAAGGGAACCAUGAUUUUGCCUUCACUUCACUCUGUCCUCCAUGACGAGUCCAUGUGGGAGACUCCACACACCUUCAAUCCUCAGCACUUCCUGGACCAGGACGGUAAAUUUAGGAAGAGAGACGCCUUCAUGCCUUUUUCUGCAGGUAAGCGUGUGUGUAUCGGGGAGCAGCUGGCCAGGAUGGAGUUAUUCCUCUUCUUCACCUCCCUCCUGCAGAGGUUUAAGUUCUCGCCUCCACCUGGAGAGCAGCCCAGCUUGGAGUUCAAACUGGGAGCGACUCGCAAUCCCAAGCCUUACCGACUCCGCGCCACGCCUCGCUGAGCUGAGCACAGCCUCUCCUUUCUUGUAUUGCAUUAGUCAAAGAAACAACUCUACGAGCUGUCGAUCCUCUGGACAUUAAAAUUAAGCAGUGCAGUGUGUCUUUGCUAUGAAAAAAGAGUAUUAUAUCUCUUUAUGUAAAAUCAGUUUAACAAUUACAAUUGGUCCUGAAAAUUUGUUGACAAAUAAAUGGUGUCGCAGUGUGUUGUAUUCACCAAAAUGAAUAUAUUUUUAUAUAUUACUCAGUUCCAAAAAGCCUCAAACAUGUCAUCUCAUUCAUUUUUAUCCUGGGGCAAUAAAUGCAACAAGUUCCUUUCACUCACACUCACUUCUAAAGUUUCAGUAGAAAUACAUCAAAUGUUGCAUUCCUGUUAUUUCCUAGAAAGGGCAAUACAUUUAAAUGAACUUGGUUUGCACUCUACAAGUACCUGAGCAUUUUGCCUUGUGGCCAGAAACCUUUAGUGAGUUAUGCUUUGAUGAUUUAUUUUGUAACCCGAGUCUCUGAAUCCAGCAUCUCUCUGAUUUCAGUGCUGUAUCUUUGGCUCAUAGCCAAAUAUUACACAUCAAUCCGUACUCUCAUUUUAAAAAUCAUAACAUUUCAUGUUUGCUCAUAUUUGGUCUGUUUUUCUCAGUUGCGGAUUGUAAAAAUAAAUGGGAACAAAGAACCCUUC
Molecule: messenger RNA, 2202 nt
Organism: Poeciliopsis prolifica (blackstripe livebearer)
Lineage: Eukaryota; Metazoa; Chordata; Actinopteri; Cyprinodontiformes; Poeciliidae
Product: cytochrome P450 2J2-like
Exons: 9
Coding region: 38-1534 (498 amino acids)
Biological process (GO): xenobiotic metabolic process
Cellular component (GO): cytoplasm; intracellular membrane-bounded organelle
Molecular function (GO): iron ion binding; oxidoreductase activity, acting on paired donors, with incorporation or reduction of molecular oxygen, reduced flavin or flavoprotein as one donor, and incorporation of one atom of oxygen; heme binding
Source: RefSeq, a predicted model, not a curated record